Messenger RNA from Cokeromyces recurvatus, 1374 nucleotides. Its product is annotated as peptidase C1B, bleomycin hydrolase. Gene Ontology annotation, cellular component: cytoplasm. Gene Ontology annotation, molecular function: cysteine-type aminopeptidase activity. NCBI's taxonomy places the organism in Eukaryota, Fungi, Mucoromycota, Mucoromycetes, Mucorales, Mucoraceae. Gene Ontology annotation, biological process: L-homocysteine catabolic process; response to toxic substance; proteolysis. The coding region runs from base 1 to 1374 and encodes 457 amino acids. The transcript is spliced from 5 exons. The record is from RefSeq and is a predicted model, not a curated record.
AUGGAUUUAACUGAUCAGCAAGUGAAAGAGCGUUAUGCCUCUCUUACCUUUAAGGCACUUGAUAAAUUUUCAGACCAUUUUUGGCAGGAUAAGAAAAACCAACUUGCGAUGAAUGCUCUCAUGAACAAUGAUCCUACUCAAGUUUUAGUUAAUCCUCAGUCAACUAUUUAUAACCGUCAUGUCUUUAAUGUCAAACUCGACCUUGAAGGUGCUGCUACGAAUCAAAAGCAAAGUGGACGUUGUUGGAUAUUUGCUGGCACAAAUGUUCUCCGCUUGGCCGUGAUUCGUAAAUACAAGUUGAACGAUGACUUUGAAUUAAGUCAAAAUUUCCUUUUUUUCUAUGAUAAACUUGAAAAGGCAAAUUGGUUUCUCGAAAAUAUGAUUGAUUUAGCUGAUGAAGAUAUUAAUGAUCGUGUUGUUCAGUAUCUUUUGACUUCCCCGGUUGGAGAUGGUGGACAAUGGCAAAUGUUUAUCAAUUUAGUUGAAAAGUAUGGUGUUGUCCCCAAGAGUGUCUAUCCAGAGACAGUAGCCUCUUCCUCGUCUUCAAAAUUAAAUUGGUUAGUCACUGUAAAAUUGAGAGAAUUUGCUGCUCAAAUUCGUAAAGCAGUCGCAGAUGGUCUCUCUACUAACUCUAUUCGUGUCAUCAAAGAAGAAAUGAUGCAAGAUAUUUACCGUAUCAUGGUCAUCUAUUUAGGUGAACCUCCCCAUGAUUUUAACUGGGAGGCUGUAGAUAAAAAUGGCAAAUGCAUUUCUUUAACUUGCAUGACACCAAAGAAAUUUAUGAAAGAAGUUGUAGACUAUCCUAUUUCUGAAACAAUGUCCUUGAUUAAUGAUCCUCGUAAUGCUUAUUCUCGUGUAUAUACAGUUGCUCGUCUUGGUAACGUUGUUGAUGGUGGUGAAAUUAAAUAUGUGAAUACUACGAUCAAUAUAAUGAAGAAACUUGCGAUUGAUGUACUUAAAUCAGGAAACCCCGUUUGGUUUGGAUGUGAUGUUGGACAAUUCAGUAAUAGAAAUGUUGGAUCAAUGGAUACUAGAGUAUUUGAUUAUAAGCUUGCAUUUAAUGUUGAUUUUAAUUUGACUAAAGCUCAACGUUUGUUAUAUGGAGAAAGUGCCAUGACUCAUGCUAUGGUAUUCACUGGAGUUCAUCUGGAUAGCGACAAUAAUCCAGUUCGUUGGAGAGUUGAAAAUAGUUGGUCAGAGUCCUCGGGUGAGAAAGGCUUUUGGAUCAUGACAGAUGAAUGGUUCUCUGAAUUUGUAUAUCAAAUUGUACUUGAAAAGCGUGUCGUUCCCAAAAAGCUUGUUGACUUGUUGGAUGAAAGACCUAUUGUUUUACCUGCUUAUGAUCCAAUGGGAGCAUUAGCAUGUCCUAAAUAA